AUGGUCAUAUUGACUCUGAUGGGAACGCGCCCAGGAGAGUUUAUUGAAUCGUCAAAUUGGAAGGACACGAAUGAAGGACUACUCUAUCGUGAUGUGAAGUUGCUUAGGUCUUCGGAAGAUAACGGACAGUUUGUACUACACGUACAAUUGCGGAACCGUAAGGGCCACAGGCAUAAUCAAAAGCAAGGCGCACUGAUGCUUCUCACUGAGGAGCCAGGAGAUCGGGCGCUUUGUCCGGUGACUUACUUCCUAGCGCUUGCACUUGCAGAUGGGGUAUUCGAGGGAUGCAAAACACUUUCCGACCUUCGGUCUAAGAAACCGCCACUUGGUAGCUCUUACUGUGAAUUUCCUUACCAUGCUGACGUUGGAUCAACACCAAUCCUACGGAGUUGCCGACCCGACGGAUCGAUUUCUCCGACAAGAAUACUUACUUAUGACGGUUUCCAUGUAAUGAUCCGAAACCUUGGGCAAAGGGCAGGCUACAAGGAUAAACUGACUUCCUACUGCUUUCGCCGUGGGUAUGGAAAUGCGAUUGAUAAAACCGUCACAGCUACACAGAGACGGCAGUUGAUGGGGCAUGCUAAUGAUAACGUCUUUCAAAACUACAUAUCUUCGAUGAUUGGGAUCGAUUCGCAAAGUGUCGUUUUCGGGAGAGAUCAACGCCUUGGGCUUAUUGGUAACCACAGUUCGAUGAUGCUCCACCGCAACCUACUAGCCCCCAUGCCUCCUGGAUCACAACUAGCAGAAACAAAUCCACCAGAUACGAGCCAAAACGACGAUACCGACCUCCCAUACGACAGGCGGAAGUAUCUGAAGAGGAAAGCCUUCCAAGAAGAGCGACGGCAAUUUUUUCAAGGCGAGUCUACUACGACGAGAUCGAUAUCAACCAACGGUAUCCGAACACCCUCCCGAUAUCUCAGAGCAUUAUUCAAAUUCGAGGUAGACCGUCGUAGAGCUGUAAUGCUCAUGUACCCAGAUAUUAGGCUGGAUGACAAUGAGGAAGACCAGGGCAGUGAGGGCCAUGAUUAUGGCAGCUGUGAGGCAAUUGAGAUGACUCAACACUCUCAGAGUGAUGAUUGCGUUUCACUCGAGCAAAUAGUUCAUCCACUUCAAAAUAUUGCCAACGGAAGUAGACUGCGUUUCGCAUACGGUGGUGCGGAAACUAUUGUGAGCGGCUGUUGCAGUUUUUGUGAGAAGAACCUUGACGGCCUCUUAGAUCGGUUUUUGCAAUUUUCCGACGUGUGUGUGCUACACAGACACAUGAAGGCUCAUUUAGUGGACGCUGUCUAUCCACUCGAAUGUCCUCAUACUUCGUGUUCAACCAGCCUACACACCGAAAACCUUUUCUGGGAACACGCAGUGUCUGUUCAUGGGAUACCGCCUUUGCACGCAGCCCAAAUAACCGGUAAGCGCAAAUCGCCAUGCGAAGACGACCCACAGCCAGGGUAG
Molecule: messenger RNA, 1449 nt
Organism: Exserohilum turcica Et28A
Lineage: Eukaryota; Fungi; Ascomycota; Dothideomycetes; Pleosporales; Pleosporaceae
Exons: 4
Coding region: 1-1449 (482 amino acids)
Biological process (GO): DNA integration; DNA recombination
Molecular function (GO): DNA binding
Source: RefSeq, a predicted model, not a curated record